Trichoderma citrinoviride is the source of this 927-nucleotide messenger RNA. Its product is annotated as NAD(P)-binding protein. The record is from RefSeq and is a predicted model, not a curated record. The coding region runs from base 1 to 927 and encodes 308 amino acids. Lineage: Eukaryota; Fungi; Ascomycota; Sordariomycetes; Hypocreales; Hypocreaceae. The transcript has 3 exons. Gene Ontology annotation, molecular function: oxidoreductase activity, acting on the CH-OH group of donors, NAD or NADP as acceptor.
AUGACAGUCAACCCGGACCAAGACUUCAAAAUUGCCUACAAGGUCAUCUCCAUCACCAACAAGACGCACAGGACCGCCUACCCGGCCAUUUCUCCCUCCCGCCCCGUCCUCUCCCAGGCCGGCCGGACCGUUCUCAUCACCGGCGGCAGCGGGGGCGUUGGCUACGGCAUUGCCCUUGCUUUUGCGACCGCCGGAGCUGCCAGGGUCAUCAUCGUCGGCCGUGACCCGGCCAAGCAACAGGCCGCUGCUGAGAGUCUCGCCCGGGAUGCCGGCCCGGGUUCGCACACCAAGUUCGAGGGCAGGGCCGCCUCACCGGCAAACCCCGAGGACAUCGACGCCCUGUGGGAUACCCUGAACGCCGAGGGUGUGCUUGUCGAUGUGCUCGUGCUGAAUGCCGCCGUAACGGGCAAUGUCGUGCAGGACUCUCUGUGGACGGCGGGCUGGGAAUUCACCUGGGAGCAGUUCAUCGUCCACGUUCGCUCCACCAACCACUACAGCGAACGAUUCUGGAAGCAAAAUGGAGAGAAAAGGAAAUACCUCGUCAAUGUGUCCACUUCCGCCAUCCACGACUUUGAAGCGGGAAAGGCUACCAAAGCCUACGCAUUGACCAAGAACUCGGGAAUGCUCCUGAUGCAGCAGCUUGCACGCGACACGCCCGUCGACAAGAUGCAGAUUGUCAGCUUCCAUCCCGGUGCCAUAUUGAGCCCUGGCGCGAAGAGUAGCGGUGCGGAUGAGAACAGUCUGUACUGGGACGACAUCAGCCUCCCCUCCUCGGUCGCCGUCUGGGCGGCUUCAGACGAGGCAGCGUUCCUGCACGGUCGAUUUAUAUGGUCGGCAUGGGAUGUUGAAGAGCUGCAGAAGGGGCCGCUCCGAGAGCGCAUAGAGACGGAUGACAAGUUUCUGCGAAUCGGCGUUCACGGCCUGUGA